This is a messenger RNA of Gigantopelta aegis, 5783 nucleotides long. RefSeq names its product cholesterol transporter ABCA5-like. NCBI's taxonomy places the organism in Eukaryota, Metazoa, Mollusca, Gastropoda, Neomphalida, Peltospiridae. Gene Ontology annotation, cellular component: intracellular membrane-bounded organelle; membrane. The record is from RefSeq and is a predicted model, not a curated record. Gene Ontology annotation, biological process: transmembrane transport; lipid transport. Bases 109 to 4809 code for a protein of 1566 amino acids. Gene Ontology annotation, molecular function: ABC-type transporter activity; ATP binding; ATP hydrolysis activity. The transcript is spliced from 30 exons.
UUUCCUGCUGUUUCAUUCCCGGAAAAUCCACUUUCUGAUGGUAGCUUUCACUUCAAUACUUCAAAGAAAUUGUUAGUGUCACCUAACACACCAGAUGUUGGAACUUUGAUGACCGAGAUAUCAAGCCUUCUUGGUGGUGUUCCGUAUGAGACAUUUCCCAGCAAGUCUGCGGCCGAAGAGAGGUACAAAGCAAACCCGACUGAUGUGGCAGCUGGAAUUAUAUUUGGUUUUGAAGGAGCAAAUAUAAGUUAUGCAAUUCGGAUGCCGUAUAGGUCUCUGCCUUCUAUCAAUGAUAUGUUUACUGAAGCACGAAAUCAGGGUGAGUGUCGAAAGAGUCCUAAUGGAACUCAAUUUGGACCAAAAUGUCAAGCCAACAUGUAUCUCUCAACUGGUUUUGUCUGGCUGCAGAAUGCUGUUGAUACUGCACUCAUAAGAAAAAUCAAUCCAACAUUUCCCUCACCUAUGGUCUCAGUCCAGUUGAUGCCAAAGGAUAAAUACACAGAAAGUCUUGACAGCAUCCAAAUUGGGUCGGCUAUCUACUUCGUUCUGGCUUACUCUUUCUUCAUCAACUUUCUGUGUGUCAAUCUGGUAGCAGAGAAAGAGAAGAAAAUACGAGAAGGAAUGAAGAUGAUGGGUCUCAGAGACUCUGUUUGGUGGCUGUCGUGGGCACUUGUCUACCUGUUUGUUAUCUUAUUCGUGACUAUUAUUGUCGUCGUCAUUGCCAUGGCCUCAUCCUUUUUCCGCAACGAGAGUUUGUUCAUGUUUUUCAUCCUGAUGUUCCUGUACGGAAUGUCAAUCAUUAACCUGGCGUUUUUGAUGACUCCAUUCUUCACGAAGGCUCAGGUUGCGGGAUUUGUGGCAGGUUUCUCAACCGUCAUCAUCAGCCUGCUGCACUUCAUCGUAAGCAUGACGAGGACGCCCACCCUCACCGGUUACGACUACAGCAUCUCACCAGCCGGUCGCUGGGCUCUCUGUCUGCUCUCGCCUGUCGCUUUCUCACUGGCCAUAGAUCAGGGAAUAUUUCUGGAUGUUGUUACAGGAGGAAUGACGUUUUCCAAUAGCAAGAUGGGAGACUUUCCAUUGUAUGCACCCAUCAUCAUGUUACUGGUUGACAGCUUUCUGUACCUUAUCCUGGCAGUCUACUUCGACCACGUUAUUCCUGGAGAAUAUGGACCUCGUUACAUGCCAUGGUUCUGCAUCACGCCAUCCUACUGGUGCAGGAAGAAAAGGAAGAUUCACAGAAAACGACUCAAGGUGGCAGCACAAGCUGAAGCAGGCAAUUUGGAGCCAGUUUCUGCUGAUCUAGCAAGCAAAGUAGGCCUUCGAAUAGUAAAUAUUUCAAAGACAUUCAAAGAUAAAAAGACCACAAUAAAAGCUGUAGAUGGAUUGUCACUGGAUAUAUAUGAAGGCCAAAUUACAGCACUACUGGGUCACAACGGAGCUGGGAAGACAACUCUAAUUAACAUGCUCUGUGGAUUAUCUCCUCCAAGUUAUGGGACAGCAACAAUAAAUGGCAUGGACGUGUCUCAUAGUGGAGAUAUGGAGAGAAUUCGAUCAAUGACCGGGGUCUGUCCUCAGCAUGAUAUCCUGUAUGAUGAACUGUCCUGCCGUGAACACCUCGAAAUCUUCGCUGCCAUCAAGGGAGUGAAACAAAAGAACAAAGCCAGUGUUGUUGAAAAGGUGAUGAAGGCUGUUGAUAUUGAAGACCAGGCUGAUGUGUUAGCCAUAAACUUAAGUGGAGGACAGAAAAGAAAGCUGUCUGUUGCAAUUGCCCUAAUUGGAGAUCCUAAGAUCCUGUUUCUCGAUGAGCCAACAGCAGGAAUGGAUCCUUACUCCAGACGCCACCUGUGGUCUCUCCUGAAGAACAGCAAAGAGGGGAAGAUAAUUCUGUUGACCACUCAUUUCAUGGAUGAAGCUGAUAUACUAGCAGAUCGCAAAGCCAUUAUUAGCCAUGGCAAACUGAAAUGUUGUGGAUCAUCAUUGUUUCUGAAACAGAGAUUUGGAAUUGGAUACCAUUUGAACAUGGUUGUGGACCCUGAUUGUGAUGAUGAUAGAGUGACCGAAAUACUGAGACAGCACGUGUCUGGCAUUGAAAAGAAGAGGUCACAUGGCAAAGAGCUUGCCUUCACCAUGCCUAUGGCGGAAGUGACAAAGUUUCCGAAAUUGUUUGCUGCACUUGAGUCACCUGUUGACCAGAGACAGACACUUUUUGAGUCGCUCGGUAUUAAAGGCUACGGAGUGUCCAUGACAUCACUGGAAGAAGUGUUCUUGAAAAUAGGUUCAGAGACUGAAGAACCUGUCCCAGUCCAACCACCCUCGCAAAACAAGCACCACCGAAUAAACACUUGGGAUGAAAACACCAACAUUACAUCUCAGCGAUUCUGGGCAUUGCUUAAGAUUAGAUUUCUUUUAAAGAUUCGGAGGAUAAGUUCCCUGAUCUUCCAGAUACUGGUACCCAUUGCAUUGGUGGUGAUUGGCUGCAUUCUCAGCAAGCAAGGCACAUCUGAGGACACAUCAUUUGCAAAACCAGUGACAAUGAAACCUUUCUAUGUUGGGCCAAAGAAGGCACCUUUCCUUGCUGUUGAUUCCACAGGCACUGCAGUUUCAAACUGGUUCAUAGAUGGACUGAAGAGCGUCUAUGAUGUUGAUACGGUCAAUGCAUCUGUGAAUAUUGCUGAUCUGCCAAAACACUGGAUGGGCUUUAACCUUCAUGAUUUGCAAACAAACUUGAAAUGGACGUACACUGCAAUGUACAAUGACACAGCUAUUCAUUCUUUGCCAGCAGUGAUCAGUCUGGUUUCUAAUGGACUUCUUGCAUUUGCUAAGAAUAUAACGAGAAUCUCUGCAUCCAGUCUAAUGUGGCCGUCUGUUGUGCAGUCUGGGGUGCCAAAACUUUCAUACAAUUCCAAUGCCUUCUCGGCAGCAUUCAUUCUUGCCGUGGCAUUUGUUGUUGUACCGGCAGGAUUUGCUGUGGAGAUUGUCGCUGAUCGCCAGAUUAAGAUACGCAGUCAGUUACGAGUGUCUGGAGUCACAUUCAACAUGUACUGGAUCACGUCAUUUCUCUUUCAUCUGUGCAUCUAUCUCAUUCCGGCUGUCAUUUGCAUUAUAAUUGUGCUGGCUGUCCAGAUCCCGUCGUUCACUACUGAAGGAGCCAUGUUAAUACUGGUGCUACUCUUCCUAGCGUACAUCCCGGCCAAUCUCCUGCUCGCCUACGUGUUCUCAUUUGCCUUUAAAAGUUUUGAGACCUGUCAGGCCGUUCUGCCCAAUGUCUUCAUCUUCGCAGGGAUUAUUCCCUACAUAGCAAUAUCACUGUUGGAUAUGUUGGGUGAUUCGGAUAUAGCACAGAUAAUUCAUUAUGUGAUGUGCGUCAUUGAUCCACCUUAUAUCAUCUUUGGAGGAAUCUACUACAUAGAAAGGAUCUCAAUUGUGGCAAACAUCCUGCAGAAGCCAGUAACCUUUGGCAUGUACUUCAAGUGGAGCAGUAACAUUCUCUUCCCAAUCAUCAUGUCUUUGAUUCACUUAGGAAUUAUGUACCUCCUCUUGGGAUUCUUGGACCUCCACAGCACUGGUGCUAACCCAGGUGAAGAGUUGCCGUGUUUGUCCUCGAAGAUUCGGGACAUCCCCGCGGAGAACAGUGACGUUCCUGAUGAUGAGGAUGAUGACGUCGCAGAAGAACGGCGGCGGGUGUUUGAUCUUCAGAGAGAUCCAUGCAAGGUUCCGGUUGCUUUUGUUGAAAACUUGAGAAAAGAGUUCAAGAAACGUGGAAAGAGUUCAGGAUUUUGUAAGACAGCUACAGUGAAGGUUGCUGUACGUAAUGCAACGUUUGCUGUGGAUAGAGGUGAGGUUUUUGGAUUGCUUGGACCUAAUGGAGCUGGGAAAACAACUACACUGAACAUGAUCAUUGCGGAAACUUCAGCCACCAGAGGAAAGAUCGUUAUAGCAGGUCACAAUAUCCAUUCCAGGACAGCUAAAGUGUUUAAGGCACUAGGGUACUGCCCACAGCAUGAUGCCUUGUGGGAUACCAUCACACUGCGGGAACACUUGGCAUGCUAUGCAGCCAUCAAGGGAAUACCAAAAGGGCAGAUAGACUCGGUCAUCAACUACUACGUAGAAAACUUGAAAGUUGAAGAUCAUGUAAAUAAAUGGUCUAAGAGGUUGUCUGGAGGGACGCGGCGAAAGGUGAGUUAUGCAAUCAGUAUGCUGAGUACGCCACAGAUUGUUUUGCUUGAUGAACCAUCUACCGGCAUGGACCCACAGUCCAAGAGAUUUCUAUGGGACACAAUCAGCUCUAGCUUCAAGUCGAGUGGACGAGGAGCCAUUUUGACAACACACUACAUGGAAGAGGCUGAUGCUUUGUGCUCCAGGGUGGCCAUCAUGGUUAAUGGUCAAAUACAAUGUCUUGGACCAACUCAGCAUCUGAAGGACAAGUUUGGCAGUGGCUAUCUCCUGGAGAUCAAACUGCAGGUCACCCGAGGCAACAUUGAAAAGCAGAUGGACGAACUUGAAUCUCAUCUUGCUGGUCUGUUCCCACAGAUGGAACGACUGGAACGGUUUGCUGAACGUGGUUGGUACAGGAUUGCCAAGGGUAAAAAGUUGCUGUCGGAGGCAUUUUCUGCCUUGGAAGACCUGAAGAGCUCACACAAUGUAGAGGAAUACAGCUUCAGUCAGUCCACAUUGGAACAGGUAUUUUUGGAUUUUGCCAAGAAGCAGCAUGAUGAAGAAGUGGACAAUCUUCAAGGGAAAAAGAUAACGAGGCCUUCGGGUGAACCUCUCGUGUCAAGAGGCAAUCCACCAGCAGUGAAUGUUUGAUCAUCUUUCUCAGCAGUUUAUUUCACAAUUCAUACAGGCUGCUUCCCAGGGUUUAAGCAGAACCCAAAUGAUUAUUUGCAAUUUGGCGAAUUUGGUCAAAACAUCUGUAGCCAAAUAAACAAUUCAGUUAGCCAAACAGCCAAAUAGGAAGGAAUUUUAUCUUUUUUUUUGUGAAUUAUUAAAGCAAUAAUUUUUCCAGAUUAAAUUUUGCAUUUGGCGAUUUGGCGAAUUACAACUGAAACCCUGCUGCUUUCUAGAAAAAAGGACAGUGUGAAAGCUGAUUGCUAACAACUUUUUAUAGAUAUAUUUUGCUUACUCAUCAGACAGUAUUAAACCUAAAGGUGCAUGGAUUGGGUUUUAUUUCAUCAUUAUGCAUGUGUUUAAAUUAUUUUAAUCUAGUUGACUCUUUCGUGUAAUAGGUGACAUAUUUUUCAUGCUGGGUACCUGUUGUUUAAAUGUUCCUUUGUUAUUCAUUUCAUGGUUGUUUUGUAAUUUAUAAAAUAUGAAUGAGUAUUAUUAGUCCCCAGUCGAUCCAACAGGAGGGGUCUAUAGCGUUUGUGUCUGUCCUUCUGUCAAUUCGUCACACAUAUAGUUUUUCAGACUUUUUUUUAUUUUUCACCAUGCCUCAAGAUAUUGAACAGAAAUGUGUAUCAGGUAGCAGACCAGAUAAAGAAAGAUUCAGGUAUUUUCAGUCUCAAGGAAAUUACAAAAAAGGUCAUACAUGUAAUUAUAAAGUGGACUUAUUUUAAAUAUUUUUAGUUAAAUAUUUGUAUCACUUUCAUCAUUGAUUUUGGGUGCAUUUUUGACAAUAUUCACACCCAUACUAAGCACACCUAAGCAGGAGUUGGCAGAUAUCACACAUAUAUUUAUGGAAUCUUUGCCAUGAAAGUCAAACGUGAUCUGUAAUUGAGGUAGCAGUAUACAGUUAGCUCCCUUGUGUACCCGGUUUCAGUUUGGUUUGACGUAAGAAGAAA